Molecule: messenger RNA, 3172 nt
Organism: Tricharina praecox
Lineage: Eukaryota; Fungi; Ascomycota; Pezizomycetes; Pezizales; Pyronemataceae
Exons: 5
Coding region: 150-3113 (987 amino acids)
Biological process (GO): transcription elongation by RNA polymerase II; transcription elongation-coupled chromatin remodeling; regulation of DNA-templated transcription elongation
Cellular component (GO): DSIF complex
Molecular function (GO): mRNA binding; protein binding
Source: RefSeq, a predicted model, not a curated record
AAGCUCGCUUCGUCGCGCCAAAUGACAAAGACACCUCCAACUUCCUUCAACUCACUUAACCACCUCAUACCACCACGCUUUCUGCAACACAAAUAUAAUACGACCCCGUCGCCACCAGAACAACGCAAGUAAACCAUCUACAUCCAUCAAUGUCAUCGUCAGAUCCAGUCAAUCCCGACUUCGGCUCAGACGAAGAGGAAGAUGGCGAUCUUGACACCUCGCGCGACGUGAAGGAAGCCGAAGGUCAACCAGCCGCCACCGCCGCCGCGCCUGCGGAUGAAGACGACGAAGAGGAUGAAGAUGACGAGGAAGACGAAGAGGACGAUGAAGAGGACGACGACGUGCCCCAGCGCAAGCGCCGUCGCAGAUUGAACCACUUCUUCGAUGACGAGGCCGAAGUAGACGACGAUGAGGAAGAAGUCGACGAGGAGGAAGAAGAAGGCUUCAUCGCCGACGAAGAGCUUCCAGAGAUCAACGACCACAGAGAGUACCGCGAAGAGCACCGACACCGCGACCUCGACCGUCAGCAUGAACAGCAGCAAGCCGAGGACUUAGAGGCUAUGGCCGAAGAAUUGAGGAAUCGCCACGGUCGAUCUAAGAGAGGUCGUGGUCCUGACUCCGGACUCGUACCCCGUCGGCUGUUGCUGCCUUCCGUCCAGGAUCCCAACAUCUGGGGAGUCAAGUGUCGACCCGGAAAGGAGAGGGAGGUCAUUUUCUCGAUCGUCAAGAAGAUGGAGGAACUGGAAGGAACCAAGCGCCCGAUGCCCAUCAUUUCGGCUUUCGAACGAGAGGCAAUGCAGGGAUAUAUAUAUGUCGAGGCCUAUAAGCAGAGCGACGUUCUGGAAUCACUGACCGGUAUUUCGAAUGUCUACCCACGGUCUCCCAUGAUUCUUGUGCCGAUCAAGGAAAUGCCGGAUCUACUGAACGUCAUCAAGUCUGUGGAAAUUAUGCCUGGUGCGUGGGUUCGCUUUAAGCGUGGAAAGUACCAAGGUGAUCUAGCCCAGGUCGAGAACGUUCUUGCGAACGGCCUCGAAGUUCGCAUUCGCAUGAUGCCUAGGCUCGAUUAUGGCAACAACCUGGACAGAAAUCGAGAAGACCCGAAUCUGCCGCCUGGCCAGAAGAGGAAGCGAGUGGGUAAUUUCAACAAGGCCAAUACCGUCGCUGGUAGACCGCCGCAGCGCCUCUUCUCCGAAGCCGAAGCCAUAAAGAACCACGGGAAGCACCUGAGCAAAGGAACGACCUCUAAUAAUGGUCGCAAAAAUUUCACGUACAUGGGCGACGAGUAUGAAGAUGGUUACUUGGUCAAGGAUGUUCGGCUCACCUUCAUCACCACCGACGGCGUCAACCCGACACUUGAAGAAGUUACUAAGUUUGCUUCGACCAUUGACGAGGGUGCAGAGACGCUUGAUCUUAAUGCUCUGGCGCAGUCUCUCAAGACCUCCGUCUCGACGUACCAGGUCGGUGAUACUGUUGAGGUCUACGAUGGUGAACAGCAGGGUAUGAUCGGAAAGGCUGUUAGUGUGCACGGGGACAUCGUCACCAUGGACGUUAUCGAGGGCGACCUGAAGGGUAAGAGGUUGGAGGUUCCGUUCAAGGGCCUGAGGAAACGUUUCAGGGAGGGAGACCACGUCAAGGUGACUGGAGGCCGAUUCCGCGACGAAACUGGUACGGUUGUUCGCAUUCUCGAAGACAAGGUGACCUUGGUCAGUGGAGAAGAGAACAUGGAAGAGAUCACGGUUUUUUCCAAGGAUCUCCGCGAGGCCAAUGAAGGAGGAAUGUCCACGUCGUCUAAAUACGAUUUACACGACCUCGUACAGAUAGAUACAUCGACCGUUGGGUGUGUCAUCAAGGUGGAGAGAGCUUCUUUGCGAGUUCUCGAUCAAAAUGGCGACAUGCGUGUUGUUAUUCCAUCACAGAUCGCCGACAGGAUCUCUCGUCGUAAUGCGGUUGCCACCGACCGCAAUGGCUCAGAGAUCCGCCUCGGAGAUACGGUUAAGGAGGUUGCCGGUAACACUCGCACGGGAGUGGUCUUGCACAUCUAUCGUUCAUUUGUUUUCUUGCAUAGCCGCGAGAUCACCGAGAACCACGGCGUGUUUGUUUGUAGAGCGUCAAACGUGGCGACGAUCGUUGCCAAGGGAGGUCGUGUUGAUCAGGCCGCCGGGCCGGAUCUUUCGAAGAUGAAUCCCGCGUUGUUGAGGAACGGAGCUAGUGGUGGUAGCAUGAUGCCCCCUCCGAAAGUGGGUGGUAGAGACAGAACGAUUGGCCAGACCGUCACAGUUCGGCUCGGUCCCUACAAAGGCCUCAUGGGAAUCAUCAAGGACGCCACGGACCAUACCGCACGUGUGGAACUCCACACCAAAAACAAGACCAUUACCAUUGAGAAGAUGAAGUUGGGCUUCAGAGACUCCAUCACUGGCUCGAUCAAGAGCUACCAAGACUUUGCUCGUCCAGGUGGUCGUGGCGACGGUGGUGCUGGCAGUGGUGGUGGUGGAUUCCGGACCCCAAGUGGUGCAAGCACACCUAGCUGGAACAGUGGAAGCAGAACCCCCCAGAUCGAUCAUUCAGGUGGCAGAACUCCUGCUUGGAUGGCUAGUGGCGGAAAUCGGACACCCGCGUGGAUGGCCAACAAUGAUGGAGGACGUACGCCCGCGUAUGUGUCUGGUGGAAAGACUCCCGCUUGGGGUGGCGGUGAUGGAAGCCGGUCGGUAUACCAGGGCAACCGAACUCCUGCUUGGAACCCGUCGUCUCGAACCCCAUACAUUGCGGACUCGGAGCGCAGUGCCUGGGACGCCGGAUCCAAGACCCCUGGUCGACCUUCGGUCAUCGAUUCUUGGGCUCAAGAGUCCAGUAACUCCUCAAGCACCACAGCCCGCACCCCAGGUGCCUAUGGAGCUGCGUCUCCAGAGUUCCUUGCUCCGUCGUUUUCGGCCCCAACUCCCGGAAACCCGCUGUCCGCGCCCACUCCAAGCGCACCCACCCCGGGCCCGAUUUCGGCGCCAACGCCCUCUGGUUGGGGAGCUGAUACGGCCCCCACUCCAGGAGCUAGCGGCGGAUAUGGACGCGGCGGAUUCCCAAGUACUCCUGGUACUUGGGAGAUCGACGACGAGGAGUAGGUAGUGUGUGUAUGCGCGUGUGUGUGUUUGCUUGUGUGUGUGUUUGCUUGUGUGUGUGU